AUGUCUGUUGAAAUAUCCGUGAAAGAACUAAUAUCCGGUUGUAAUCACAUGCUUUUGCUACAAAUUCCUGCUGAACUCCGAAGCUUUCUAAUUAAUCUUCACCUAACCGGAAUAACAUUUGCUAUCCCACCUUUAUUAAGUGUAACCAAUUAUGCGUUUUUUGGUAGAUGGUCUCCACCUAAUUUAUUUCAAUUUAAACAAGACUUCUUUCUACAUUUACGUGAUAAAGAUCUUGAAGGACCACUUUUAUUUCAAGAUUCAGAGUUUAUCUUCAAGGAUUAA
Schistosoma mattheei is the source of this 282-nucleotide messenger RNA. The record is from the annotation of a GenBank genome assembly. NCBI's taxonomy places the organism in Eukaryota, Metazoa, Platyhelminthes, Trematoda, Strigeidida, Schistosomatidae.